AUGGAAAACAUGCAGAGCUUCUGGCAAUUGGGUGAUGAACUCCGUGGACAUUCAAAAGCGUCAGAGGAUCACAAGUGGUUAAUGGUUGCUUCUAAGUUGGCUGAACAGACAAGGUUGAAGGGGGAGCGUGGGAAUAACCUUGAUCUUUCAAAGGGGCCCAUUGAAACAAGGUCAAGGGAUAAAUUUGGGUUCCAGGAAGAGAACAAAUUUGAUUCUCUCAACUUGAGCAUGUUGAACCUGGACUCAAAAUUUACUGAAAAUGUGAGCAAAGGCUCACUUCGCAAUAGUGUUUAUAGUGUGAAUGCAGUGUACCAGAAAAACAAUGCAAACCUGGUGAGUAAUGUGAACAGUAACAAGUAUAGUGGUAAUAUUCAGCACAACAAAGAGUCCAACAACAACAGUGGCAACGGCAACAACAAUGAGAACAACAACUCAAAUGCUACUGACAAAAGGUUUAAGACCUUGCCUGCAGCAGAGACGCUCCCACGCAAUGAGGUGCUUGGAGGAUACAUCUUUGUCUGUAACAAUGACACAAUGCAGGAAGACUUGAAACGUCAGCUAUUUGGUUUGCCUCCAAGGUAUCGAGAUUCUGUUAGGGCAAUAACACCAGGGUUACCUUUAUUUCUUUACAACUAUACUACUCAUCAGCUGCAUGGUAUUUUUGAGGCAGCAAGUUUUGGUGGCUCUAACAUAGAUCCAACUGCUUGGGAGGAUAAAAAAUGCAAAGGCGAAUCAAGGUUUCCAGCUCAGGUAAGAAUUCGUGUCAGGAAACUCUGCAAGGCAUUGGAAGAAGAUUCGUUCAGGCCAGUAUUGCAUCAUUAUGAUGGUCCAAAGUUUCGUCUUGAGCUGUCAGUUCCAGAGACUCUGGAUCUGUUGGAUCUAUGUGAACAAGCUGGUUCGGCAGCAUAA
Messenger RNA from Sphenostylis stenocarpa, 909 nucleotides. The record is from the annotation of a GenBank genome assembly. Lineage: Eukaryota; Viridiplantae; Streptophyta; Magnoliopsida; Fabales; Fabaceae.